AUGUUACCUCCCAACUUUGAGUUCCCAGUUUACGAGGCUUGGGUAGAAGAGGAUGAAGAGAUUCCCGAUGAACUCCGAUGGAUGUUAGAGCAAGAAAGAAAAGCUAUUCAGCCUUACAAGGAAGAAAUAGAGUUGAUCAACCUGGGCACUGAGGAUGAUAAAAAAGAAAUUAAGAUUGGAGCGUCGUUGGAGGCGUCUGUCAAGAAAAAGAUAAUUGAGCUUCUCAGAGAGUAUGAUGAUAUAUUUGCAUGGUCCUACAAAGACAUGCCGGGGUUAGACCAUGAUGUUGUGGAACACCGUUUGCCUUUGAAGCCCGAGUGUCCUCCAGUCAAGCAGAAGUUAAGAAGAUCUCAUCCAGAUAUGGCUCUCAAGAUCAAAGAGGAAGUGCGAAAGCAAAUUGAUGCAGGUUUCUUGAUUACCUCUGAGUAUCCUCAAUGGUUGGCCAACAUAGUGCCCGUUCCAAAGAAAGAUGGUAAGGUCAGAAUGUGUGUUGACUAUCGGGAUUUGAACAAAGCUAGUCCGAAGGAUGAUUUCCCUUUACCUCACAUUGAUGUAUUGGUUGAUAGUACUGCUAGAUGCAAGGUAUUCUCCUUCAUGGAUGGAUUCUCCGGGUAUAACCAGAUCAAGAUGGCUCCAGAAGAUAGAGAAAAGACGUCGUUCAUCACGCCUUGGGGUGCUUUCUGCUACUUGGUAAUGCCAUUUGGGUUGAUAAAUGCUGGUGCCACUUACCAGAGAGGCAUGACUAAAAUAUUCCAUGAUAUGAUACAUAAAGAGAUUGAAGUGUAUGUGGAUGACAUGAUUGUCAAAUCAGGCACUGAAGAAGAACAUGUUGAAUCCGGCAAGCUCUUGGGUUUUAUCGUCAGCCAGAAGGGUAUUGAAGUAGAUCCCGACAAAGUCAAAGCUAUCAGGGAAAUGCCUGCUCCAAGGACAGAGAAACAAGUUAGAGGUUUUCUAGGAAGACUGAACUACAUCUCCAGAUUCAUCUCUCAUAUGACUGCCACAUGUGGGCCGAUAUUCAAGUUACUCCGUAAAGAUCAAGGGAUUGUUUGGACGGAAGAUUGCCAGAAAGCUUUUGACAGCAUCAAAGGGUAUUUGUUAGAACCUCCGAUUCUUGUCCCUCCGGUCGAAGGGAGGCCUUUGAUCAUGUAUUUGACUGUGUUAGAAGAUUCUAUGGGCUGUGUGUUGGGUCAACAAGACGAGACUGGAAAGAAAGAGCACGCCAUUUACUACUUGAGUAAGAAGUUUACCGAUUGUGAGUCCCGAUAUUCUAUGCUUGAGAAAACCUGUUGCGCUUUGGCAUGGGCUGCUAAGCGUCUUCGUCACUAUAUGGUUAAUCACACUACUUGGUUGAUAUCCAAAAUGGAUCCGAUCAAGUACAUUUUUGAGAAGCCGGCUUUAACAGGAAGAAUUGCUCGUUGGCAGAUGUUAUUGUCCGAGUAUGAUAUUGUCUACCGCACUCAGAAAGCCAUCAAAGGUAGUAUUCUGGCUGACCAUUUAGCUCAUCAACCAAUUGAAGAUUAUCAGCCUAUCAAGUUUGAUUUUCCAGAUGAAGAGAUCAUGUAUUUAAAGAUGAAAGAUUGUGACGAACCGUUGUUUGGUGAAGGUCCUGAUCCAGACUCCAAGUGGGGUUUGAUAUUUGAUGGGGCGGUUAAUGUCUAUGGUAAUGGAAUAGGGGCAGUUAUCCUUACUCCAAAGGGUACUCACAUUCCUUUCACUGCAAGACUCCGGUUUGAUUGUACGAACAACAUUGCAGAAUAUGAAGCUUGCAUCAUGGGUAUUGAAGAAGCCAUUGACUUGAGGAUUAAAAAUAUUGACAUAUACGGAGAUUCUGCUCUUGUGAUUAACCAGAUCAAAGGAAAAUGGGAGACUCAUCAUGAUGGUUUGGUACCGUACAGAGACUAUGCAAGACGUCUUUUGACUUUCUUCAACAAGGUGGAACUGCACCACAUUCCUCGGGAUGAGAAUCAAAUGGCGGAUGCCCUAGCUACUUUAUCUUCAAUGAUCAAAGUGAAUCAUGGCAACGACGUGCCGCUGAUCAGUGUCAAAUUCCUUGAUAGGCCUGCUUAUGUGUUUGCAGCCGAAGCAGUUUUCGAUGAUAAGCCGUGGUUUCAUGAUAUUAAAGUGUUUCUUCAAACUCAAGAGUACCCUCCUGGGGCAUCCCGUAAAGAUAAGAGAACCUUAAGAAGAUUGUCUGGUAACUUCUUUCUAAGUGGAGAUGUUUUGUACAAAAGGAACUUUGAUUCAGUUUUACUCAGAUGUGUGGACCGACGAGAAGCAGAUUUGUUAAUGCAUGAGAUACAUGAAGGAUCAUUUGGGACCCAUUCUAGUGGAUAUUCAAUGGCUAAGAAAGCAUUGAGAGCAGGCUACUACUGGAUAACGAUGCAUGCUGACUGCCAUCACUAUGCUAAGAAAUGUCACAAAUGCCAGAUUUAUGCGGACAAGAUUCAUGUGCCGCCGUCUAUGCUCAAUGUUAUCUCAUCUCCGUGGCCGUUCUCUAUGUGGGGCAUUGAUAUGAUUGGUCGGAUCGAACCAAAAGCUUCCAAUGGACAUCGAUUCAUACUAGUGGCCAUUGACUACUUCACCAAGUGGGUUGAAGCGGCUUCUUAUGCCAAUAAGAUGGUAGUCACCUAUAAGGACUGGCAUGAGAUGUUACCCUAUGCUCUAUAUGGUUACCGUACUUCAGUGCGUACUUCAACAGGGGCAACCCCUUUUUCCUUGGUGUAUGGUACGGAAGCGAUACUUCCCGUAGAAGUUGAAAUCCCGUCUUUGAGAGUCUUGAUGGAAGCUGAGUUAUCAGAGGCUGAAUGGUGUCAGAAUAGGUACGAUCAGUUGAAUUUGAUUGAGGAAAAGCGCAUGGCUGCUUUGUGUCAUGGACAACUAUAUCAGACCAGGAUGAAACAAGCAUUUGAUAAGAAGGUUCGUCCCCGUGAAUUUAAAGAAGGAGACCUAGUGGUCAAGAGUAUCAAGUCUUUUCAACCAGACCCCAGGGGCAAGUGGACACCUAAUUAUGAAGGUCCCUAUGUGGUGAAGAGAGCCUUCUCUGGUGGACCAGAGGUCUGGCCUUCCCCAUUGGAGGUUCAAAGGAUUAUCACAAAGUUCAAAAAUUAUUCAGAAUACGAGCAAGGAAAGAAAAAGUUGAACCAAGAGAGCUAUUUGAUGGAUAGGAUUAUGAAGUCAAAAGAGAAAUUGGGGAAAGUGCAGAGAACCAAUUGGGAGAUGGAGAAGUCCUUGAUCUUGUUUCAAUGUCUCGUUCAAGAAAAUUUUAUCAACACUCUGAACACAAACGUUUUGAAUGAUCUAGCAAGUGAAAUUAAUGAGAAGCUUAAGGAAAUUACUUCAAAGAUGAAUCAACUUGACACAAAUGAAACCACUUAG
This is a messenger RNA of Medicago truncatula (barrel medic), 3375 nucleotides long. RefSeq lists its product as uncharacterized. Gene Ontology annotation, molecular function: nucleic acid binding; RNA-DNA hybrid ribonuclease activity. Lineage: Eukaryota; Viridiplantae; Streptophyta; Magnoliopsida; Fabales; Fabaceae. The record is from RefSeq and is a predicted model, not a curated record. The coding region runs from base 1 to 3375 and encodes 1124 amino acids. The transcript is spliced from 4 exons.